Molecule: messenger RNA, 1620 nt
Organism: Spodoptera littoralis (African cotton leafworm)
Lineage: Eukaryota; Metazoa; Arthropoda; Insecta; Lepidoptera; Noctuidae
Source: the annotation of a GenBank genome assembly
AUGGCAGCCAUUUUGGAAUCUUUUUAUCUUUUUAUUUUGUACUUUUAUUCGUGUUCAGCCAGUUACCAUGAGCAAUAUAGAGUUCCUCAGAUAACGUCUCCGAAGUGGGAGUCUUACGUGUUCAACAAUAAGGAAUACAUCGUCCAGGUGAUGGCUGUCAACUGGGAGAAUGCGAAGAUCUUGUGUCGGGGCUACCACAACGGCACCCUCGCCAUAUUGGACACAAGAGAAAAGGCAGAGUUCUUAGCUGAAGCACUAUCGGAGUCACAAUUUUCUCUAGCCUCAGUGUGGGUGGGUGCUCGAAGAGAUUCAGCUGAAGAUGCUGCAGGGUAUCGAUGGGGACCUGGCAUGGAGCUCCGGAGAACUGCAUUAGAUGUGCUAGCCAGUGAACAGGAUGAUAAUGUCGCCAGACAUUAUCCUAUGUGGCUAAACAGGACCCACGUGCCUGUCCCAGAGACGGGAGCUGACUGCGUGGCCUUGGAGAGAGUCAACCACGACAGACCGGUGUUCCUCGACCUGCCCUGCCAUUUGGAACGAGCUUUUGCAUGUGAAAGAGAGGCCCACGAGAUGAUACGAGUGACAGAGGUGAACAACGUGCGCUGUAGGCACGGUCUGUACCGGCUGUAUGAUGGAAAGAUGGACUGGCACCAGUCUGCUGCCUACUGCGUGCUCAGGGGGAUGGCUUUAGCCAAUAUCGCAAGUUUAAAGUGCUUACGGAAAUUAGGAAUGACCAUGUUGAAAAACCGACCGAGUAUCGAGAACGCCUGGGUGGGAGCCAAGGGUAACCUCGGGCGGUGGAACUGGAUAGACACGGGAGUCAGUCUGUUCACGAUACCAGUGCUAACAGACGCCACGGCAGACACCUGGCCGCCUAUGAGGGACAGGAACAACAUCAAACAGAGCGGCUGUCUACAACUGGACAGACACGCGUCCCACACUCCCGUCUUCCUGGAGUCAAGGUGUGAGAGGAAGAUGCAGUUCAUAUGUUACGAGGCACAAGGAGAUGACGUAGAACUGGGGGCGCGACGGUCUGGUUCAGCAUCUCAGAUGAUCACACAAGCGACACCUAGCGACGACAUGUAUUACUACGUGUUAGUUAGGCAGUUGUUAUACUGGCAGCACGCCAACUUGAACUGUGCGAAACUUAACGGAACUCUCGCAUUUUUGGAUAAUAACGAUAUCUUAAUUCAAUUACUGCUGGUUAUGGGCGAAAAUAAGGAAGAACCAAUCGAACACAUCUGGAUCGCUGGACGUCUAAAUAUGACAAAAGAUAUUUUAACGGAGACCGUCAGUUACUCCUGGUACAAUCCCAACAAUGGAAAACGCAUCCCAGACCCUAAAGCAGUUGACAGUUUUCACCCAGGAACAUACAUGCCGCCGUGGUUGGAUGAAGAAUACACGAUGGACAAUUCUUGCCUAAACUUAGACAGACAGGAUCAUCUCGUUGGUCUUGUUUAUGGAUUGCCCUGCGAUACAGCUCAGUAUUCCAUUUGUAUGAUAGAAAAAGCCCCACCUAAGAUGGCAGUGCGCAUGCCAAUACCGGCGCCGCCGCCGGCCGCUUCCCCUAUUGAGCUUCAGGCACCGGCCACAGCCAACACGGAGGGAUACGAGUCAACAUGA